AAAUCUUUCAUUGAAGCUAAAUAGCAAUCAUGAAGACCAACACAAUUGCUACGGCGGUAGCGCUGGGUGCGGGCACCUCGCAAGCAUGGGGACAAUCUCUCACGGUUGAUAUGAUUGACAAAUUGUCGAACAACACCCUCUUCACUCGAUGGAGGCCGACCUCGCAUUUCCUUGCCCCUGCGGGGUGGAUGAAUGACCCCUGUGGACCGAUGUACGACCCAGUGCGGAAUCUCUAUCACUUACACUACCAAUUCCACCCUAACCAUGUUAACUGGGGUAACAUCUCUUGGGGACACGCAACAUCCCCAGACCUCAUUACAUGGACCGAUGUGGACCAUCUUCCCAACGACGGGAUCCCUGCCUGGAAAGACGACCAAGCGCAAUCAAUUGGCACCACCAAUCUGACUAGCAAACACAACCCACCUCUAUACAAUCAUCUGGGUAUCUUUUCAGGAACCAGUCACUCCGCCAAUCUCACUGGCGGAGUCGACGGAACUUUCCUAACCUUCUACACCUCCGUAUCGCGUCUCCCUACUUCCUGGAACAAGCCCUACCUCAAGGGUACCGAGAGUCAAAGUCUGGCCUACUCUACCGAUGGCGGAGUUACCUGGGAAGAGUACGAGAACAACCCAGUUCUGUCCGAGCCUCCCACAAACUGGAACAUCACCGGCUGGCGGGAUCCAUUUUUCAGUCCCUGGCAAGAGAUGGAUUCGUUCCUCAAUUUGACAGAGCCUCAUUGGUAUGCCGUCUUUGGCUCCGGUAUCAAGGAUGUUGGUCCUCGUAUACCUCUAUACCGCGCGCCGGCUUCGGAUCUUUCGGACUGGACUUUCUUGGGAGCUCUUUGGGAGCCGGAGAAGAAUUCCACUCUUGGUUCUCUGGAGGAGACAGGUAGCUAUGGGUUUAACUUCGAGGUUUCAAACUUCUACUCCAUUGGUGAUCGGUACUUUGUCAGUAUGGGUGCUGAGGGUGGCAAUGUGAGCUUCCACCAGCAGAGAUGGUCCUUGUGGAAUGAGGGGACAUUGUCCGUCAGGGAGAAUGGAAGCGUUGCUUUUAAGCCCGUCUCUGGUGGUGCAGGUGAUUGGGGUCUUCUAUACGCGCUGACUACUUUCAACGACACCAAAAACAACCGCCGCAUCCAAUGGGGCUGGGCCCCAGAAGACAUGAACGACUUCGCAAUCACCCAGCAAGGCUACCAAGGAUCUUUCGCCCUACCCCGAGAACUCUUCAUCAAAGAUACUCCAAACGUGAUCCACAACGCUACCAACACAGCUCCCGGAAACGCACGCUACUUCCCCAACGCAAACAGCACCUGGACCGCCAGCACGCUUGGUGUCCGUCCAGCAGCAGACGUCGUCAAUGGUCUUCGCAAGGGUUCAACACACACGAAGUACCCCUGCAAAUCCAAGAACAUCAACCUCCCAACCAAGCUCUCGAAAUCAUACCAGCUAAACGUGGAAAUCAAACACACCACCGGACUCGCAGGCAUCACAAUCGCCGCCUCCCCCAACCGCGAAGAGUACACAAACAUCUUCUUCAAUCCCUCUAACAACAGUAUCGCCGUGGACCGCAGCCAUUCUUCUCUGAUCGACAAGUUCGCUAAUUCCACGCAUGAGGGCUAUUUCAAGCCUUACACUCUGCGCCAGCAUAACGGCAAGAAUACGACUGAGUCUAUCCAGAUGAGUAUCUUCGUCGAUGGCUCGCUGGUUGAGGUUUAUGUCAAUGAGCGCUUCGCUCUUACUACUCGGAUUUAUCCUAGUCGGGAGGAUAGUACAGGUGUCGCGUUGUAUUCUGCGCCGGGUGCGAAGGUGGAGUAUUCUAAUGUCGAAAUUUGGGAUGGUUUGUUGAAUGUCUGGCCUGAGAGACCGGAGAAUAGCAGUUCGCUGCUUGUGUUUGAUACGGCGGAGGAGACGGGGGAUUAUGUUUGGUGGACUGGAAAUUGAGGUUGGAUUGUUAGAGUCACGGAGGAAGUUGUAUAUAGAUGUCGAGUCAUGGAAUAAAUACAGAGCGUGGG
Penicillium subrubescens is the source of this 2011-nucleotide messenger RNA. RefSeq names its product glycoside hydrolase family 32 protein. The transcript is spliced from 4 exons. Gene Ontology annotation, molecular function: sucrose alpha-glucosidase activity. Bases 30 to 1940 code for a protein of 636 amino acids. Lineage: Eukaryota; Fungi; Ascomycota; Eurotiomycetes; Eurotiales; Aspergillaceae. Gene Ontology annotation, biological process: sucrose catabolic process. The record is from RefSeq and is a predicted model, not a curated record.